Sinocyclocheilus rhinocerous is the source of this 3538-nucleotide messenger RNA. It is a transcript of the gene actn3b, whose product is annotated as actinin alpha 3b. Bases 1 to 2697 code for a protein of 898 amino acids. The transcript is spliced from 21 exons. NCBI's taxonomy places the organism in Eukaryota, Metazoa, Chordata, Actinopteri, Cypriniformes, Cyprinidae. The record is from RefSeq and is a predicted model, not a curated record. Gene Ontology annotation, molecular function: calcium ion binding; protein binding.
AUGACGACUGUUAUUGAGACCCAGGUGCAGUAUAACAACACCUACAUGAUGUCUACUACGGAAGACUACAUGACUCAGGAGGAGAACUGGGACAGGGAUCUUCUGCUGGACCCUGCCUGGGAGAAACAGCAGAGGAAGACAUUCACGGCAUGGUGUAACUCUCAUCUGCGUAAGGCGGGAACUCAGAUCGAGAACAUUGAAGAGGAUUUCAGGAAUGGCCUCAAACUCAUGCUGCUGCUCGAGGUCAUCUCAGGUGAGAGACUGCCCAAGCCUGACAAAGGAAAGAUGCGUUUCCACAAGAUCGCCAACGUCAACAAAGCUCUGGAUUAUAUCUCUAGCAAAGGAGUCAAACUGGUGUCCAUUGGUGCUGAAGAGAUUGUUGAUGGCAAUCUGAAAAUGACUCUGGGAAUGAUCUGGACCAUCAUUCUCCGUUUCGCUAUCCAGGACAUUUCUGUAGAGGAGACGUCUGCUAAAGAGGGUCUGCUGCUGUGGUGUCAGAGGAAGACGGCCCCCUACAGGAACGUCAACGUACAGAACUUCCACAUCAGCUGGAAGGACGGCCUCGCUCUGUGCGCCCUCAUCCACAGACACAGACCAGACCUCAUCGACUACUCUAAACUCAGAAAGGACGACCCUAUUGGAAACCUGAACACUGCGUUUGAGGUGGCAGAGAAGUACCUGGACAUCCCGAAGAUGCUGGACGCUGAAGACAUCGUCAACACCCCUAAACCUGAUGAGAAAGCCAUCAUGACCUACGUGUCCUGCUUUUACCAUGCUUUCGCCGGUGCCGAGCAGGCCGAGACCGCGGCUAACAGGAUCUGUAAGGUUCUGGCUGUGAACCAGGAGAACGAAAGGCUGAUGGAGGAGUAUGAGAAACUGGCCAGUGAGUUGUUGGAGUGGAUCCGUCGCACCAUCCCGUGGCUGGAGAACCGCGUGGCGGAGCAGACCAUGCGCGCAAUGCAGCAGAAGCUGGAGGAUUUCCGCGACUACAGGCGCAUCCACAAGCCUCCACGCGUUCAGGAGAAAUGCCAGCUGGAGAUCAACUUCAACACCCUGCAGACCAAACUCCGCCUGAGCAACCGCCCGGCCUUCAUGCCCUCCGAGGGGAAGAUGGUGUCGGAUAUUGCUAACGCAUGGAAAGGUCUAGAGCAGGUAGAGAAGGGUUAUGAGGAAUGGCUCCUCACCGAGAUCCGUCGUCUGGAGAGACUCGAUCAUCUGGCGGAGAAGUUCAAGCAGAAAUGCUCCCUGCAUGAGUCCUGGACCACAGGAAAGGAGCACCUGCUGUCUCAGAAGGACUAUGAGACGGCCUCUCUGAUGGAGAUCAGGGCUCUGAUGAGGAAGCACGAGGCGUUUGAGAGCGACCUGGCUGCCCACCAGGACCGAGUGGAGCAGAUCGCAGCCAUCGCUCAAGAGCUGAAUGAGUUAGACUAUCAUGAUGCUGCUUCAGUGAACACCCGCUGCCAGGGCAUCUGUGACCAGUGGGACAACCUGGGAACCCUGACCCAGAAGAGAAGAGACGCUCUAGAGCGUGUAGAAAAACUUUGGGAGACGAUUGAUCAGCUGUACCUGGAGUUCGCCAAGAGGGCGGCGCCCUUCAACAACUGGAUGGAUGGAGCCAUGGAGGAUCUGCAGGACAUGUUCAUCGUGCACAGCAUUGAGGAAAUCCAGAGUCUGAUAACAGCUCACGACCAGUACAAGGCCACCCUGCCAGAAGCCGAUAAGGAGCGCAUAGCCAUCAUGGGCAUCCAGAACGAGAUCACAAAGAUCGCUCAGACCUACGGCAUCAAGCUGGUCGGAGUCAAUCCGUACACGGUCCUCAGCCCACAGGACAUCACCAACAAAUGGGAGGCUGUGAAGCAGCUGGUUCCCCAUAGAGACCAGAUGCUGCAGGAAGAGGUUACCAGGCAACAGGCCAAUGAGAGGCUGAGGCGCUCGUUCGCCGCUCAGGCCAACAUCAUCGGACCCUGGAUUCAGACCAAGAUGGAGGAGAUCGGUCACGUGUCGGUGGAUAUCACCGGCUCUCUGGAGGAACAGAUGAAUAAUCUGAAGCAGUACGAGCAGAACAUCAUCAACUACAAAUCCAACAUUGACAAACUGGAGGGAGAUCACCAGCUCAUUCAGGAGGCGCUCGUCUUCGACAACAAACACACCAACUACACCAUGGAGCACGUCCGUGUGGGCUGGGAGCAGCUGCUCACCACCAUCGCUCGCACCAUCAACGAGGUGGAGAACCAGAUCCUGACCCGCGACGCCAAGGGCAUCAGCCAGGAGCAGCUCAACGAGUUCAGAGCCUCCUUCAACCACUUCGACAGGAAGAGAAACGGCAUGAUGGACCCCGACGAUUUCCGCGCAUGUCUGAUCUCUAUGGGUUACGAUCUGGGUGAGGUGGAGUUCGCCCGCAUCAUGACCCUGGUGGACCCCAACAACACGGGAGUGGUGACCUUCCAGGCCUUCAUCGACUUCAUGACACGCGAGACCGCUGAAACAGACACUGCUGAACAGGUCAUGGCCUCCUUCAAGAUCCUGGCCUCCGACAAGUCCUAUAUCACUGUGGAGGAGCUUCGUCGUGAACUCCCACCCGAGCAGGCCGAGUACUGCAUCUGCCGCAUGACCAAGUACGCCGGCCCCGAUGCGUCCCCUGGAGCCCUGGAUUACAUCUCCUUCUCCAGUGCCCUUUACGGAGAGAGCGAUUUAUAAACGCUCUGAAUGUCUUUCUUGUUCUCUUUCUUUCCUCUCAUUUUCUCCAAGCCCCCAAAUGUAGCUUUCGAUUUGCGAGGGAGUUAGCAAUAUCCCUCGUUUCCCCUCUCUGUUUUUCUGUCUGCUAGCUUUAACUUCAUAUUUGUUUUACAUCCACUCUGUAAAGGACGAGUAACUGUCAAACCCUCCUAAUAUGCAUCUCAUAUGAUGAGUCUGAAGUCAACAUGGAAUUAAAUCAACCCUAUUUAUGUUCCUAAUACAUGUUGUUUUGUCAACGAUUCACCAGUGCAUGUUACGCCAAAGAAUAUCUUUAUGCUCUUUCAUUGAAAUAUAAUAACUUGCUCCGCCUCUGAAACAACUUUCGUUUUCAGAUGAUGUCAUCUAGGCCAGAAAUAAGUCAAAUAGCUGCAGUCACAAUGUAAAAGUAAAAUGGGUUAUAAACACAGUUUCAUGUUGACUUUAGCACGCUAAGGGCAAUUUUCCCUCUCUGUGCCAAAUAAAACCUUCCAACAUGAUAAAAUAUAUAUAAAAAAUUGUGUUUGUUGAUGCUAAAGAGUGCUUGUGAAGAUGCAUGCUGCGUUUAUUCUACAGACAUUAAUAUGCGAGAGCCCCCCCUCUUUGUUCAGUCCUUUAUUUUAAGACCCCAAAAAGCACUACUGCUGUCCAUUGUCUUCUUAAUAUGAAACUGUGAGAACAACUAAAUAGUCUUUACACAGAAUUUGUGUAUCUGUAUGUUGUGUUGUCAUGUUUACCCCUUAAUAUCGCUUAUGAUGUAUGUCUUCACUGUUCAGAGGCAAAUUCAUUAUUUGUUUUCAUUUUAUUUGGAGAGUCUGUGCCAAAA